AUGGUGCGGACAGACGUUGCACGCUACCGUCCGAAGAGCAGGUGCUGCUGCUGCAGCGACAAGGCACCAAGCAUCAGCGACUCCAUGCGAGUGCGCGCGGAGAAUCACAGGCGAGCGCGGAGGUUCACGGACGCGACGGCGACGUACCUCCAGCCGGCCGUGGCCCUCGGGCCGGCGUGUCUCUGCGAGGUCGCCCCCGCGUUUCGUCGCAGAGGCAGAUGGCCAGAAAUCGUCAGGCCGGGCAGGCACAACCGCACAAUGAUCGUCCUGCCGCGUGCGGGGGUUGCUUUCUUCGACUCUGAAUUCAAUGGUGGAUGCAAGUUGUUGGAUGUAUCUUUAGACUCAAAUGCUUGUCUGGAGUACCGACCAGAGAGUUGA
This is a messenger RNA of Miscanthus lutarioriparius, 378 nucleotides long. Lineage: Eukaryota; Viridiplantae; Streptophyta; Magnoliopsida; Poales; Poaceae. The record is from the annotation of a GenBank genome assembly.